Molecule: messenger RNA, 8076 nt
Organism: Paramecium pentaurelia
Lineage: Eukaryota; Ciliophora; Oligohymenophorea; Peniculida; Parameciidae
Source: the annotation of a GenBank genome assembly
AUGAAUAAAAAAAUCUUUAUGCUCUCUAUGAUGAUACUAUUAAUUGAAUCAUAAUUUAGUAGAGAAAAAUGUACCUGCUAAGAAUUGCUAUCAGAAGAUGAUUGCAAUUAUAAUAUCUUAACUAAAUGUUCAUGGGAUGGAAAAAAUAGCAAAUGCAAUAUUUUUACCACAACCGAUAACCCAAUCAAGAAAUAUCUAUAAUAUUGUGAUUCUUAUAAUGAGAAUGAUUGUUCUUAAAAAUUAGGUUGUGCUUGGUUGUCUAACAAAUGUAUACUUUUUACAGGUUGUACAGCCUAUGCUAAGAAAGAUAAUUCUGAAUGUUAAGCAAUAAAUAGAAGAUGUAUAUCUGAUGGAACUCAUUGUGUUGAGAUUGAUGCUUGCAAUACUUAUAAAAAAUAGAUCUCAUGUGUCAAAAAUGCAAAUAAAAAACUUUGCUAUUGGAAUUCUUAAAAUAAUAGUUGUGUUGAUGCUAGUACUUGUGAUAAAUUACCAAAAAUAUUUGCAAUAGAUAAAGAAUGCAGGGAUGUUAUUUCAAUUUGUACUGUAAUUCCCUCUGGUGGAUGUGUCGACAGCGGAAAUGAAUGCAGUGAUUAAAAAUUAGAAAUUCAAUGUUUUUGGAAUAAAUUAAAAACUACUGCUUGCUAUUGGGAUGGUUUUGCGUGUAAAGAUAGAAUUUGUGAAAAUGCACCAUCUAGUUUUACAACUGAUGAUGCUUGUAUUAAAUUUAGAACUGAUGGAACCUGCACUACAUAAGCAAAUGGAGGAUGUGUGACAAGAACUACAUGUGCUGAUGCAAAAAUUGAAGAAUCAUGCAUCAAAAAUAGUUCAGGUGAUGAUUGUUAUUGGACAGGAACUACUUGUUUCGAUAAGACAUGUGUAAAUGCUCCAAUUACCAUGACAACUAAUUCAGCAUGUGCAGGAUUUGUUACAGGAUGUAUCACUAAAUCUGGUGGUGGCUGUGUUGCUAAUGGUGCUUGUUCUGUUGCUAAUGUUCAAGCAGCUUGUGUUAAAAAUUCAAGCAAUUUUGAUUGCAUUUGGGAUACAACUUGUAAAGAAAAAACAUGUGCCAAUGCCCCUACAACUAAUAACACUCAUGAUUUAUGUACUUCUUAUUUAUCUACUUGUACCGUUAAGUCAGGUGGUGGAUGUUAAAAUAGAACAUGUGCCAAUGCUCCAAAAACAAUGACUACCAAUGAUGCAUGUGAAGCUUAUCUAACUGGAAAUAAUUGCAUAACAAAAUCAGGAGGUGGAUGUGUUACAAAUACAACAUGUGCUGCAAUAACUUUAGAAGCUGCUUGUGUUAAGAAUUCUUCUGCAUCAACUUGUUUCUGGGAUACUGCAAGUUCAAGUUGUAAAGAUAAAACAUGUCUGAAUGCUCCAGCAACUAACACUACUCAUGAUCUCUGUUAAGCCUUCUUAAAUACUUGUACAGUAAAUUCAAUAUAUGCAGGAUGUGUCGAAAAAACUUGUGAAAAUUCAUUAGCAUAAUCUUAUUGUGAUAAUGAUACAAGCAAUAGAACAUGUAUUUGGAAAGGAAAAUGUUAUAAAAAAUAAUGUGUUUUUGCAUCAUCCUUUAUAAAAACUCAUGCUGAUUGUUAAGCUUAUCAUUCCUCUUGUACUUUAAGUAAUUCAGGUACUGGGUGUGUUCCACUCCCACUUAAAUGCGAAGCUAUCACUAUUGAAGCAGCUUGUUAAAUGAAAUCUAAUAAGAAACCAUGCGGAUGGAAUGGAUCUUAAUGUAUUGAUAAAGGUUGUUCAACUGCAUCAAAGACAUUCACAACUACUACAUAAUGCAAUGAAUACUUAUCGAUUUGUGUUGCUAAUAAUCCUAUAAUUGUUAAUGGAGUUUCAAAAAUUGAAGGAUGUUAAGAUUUACCAAAAUCUUGUACAUCUAGAAAAUCUGUUGAAAAUUGUGAAAUUUCAAGAUUUGGAUACCCAACCUGUCUGUGGGUCUCAUUCACUGAAUAGUGUGUUGAAAAAUCUUGUGCAACAGCUAGUAAUUUGGAAACAGCUGGAGCACUAUAAGGAGAAUUUACUUUUUCUGGUUGCCAAGCCUAUCUAAAUACUUGUAUUUCAAAUAAUUCUGCUGAUGGAUGUAUAGUUAAGCCAUCUAGUUGUUCAUCAUUAGUUUAAUCUAAUUGUUAUAUUGGAUCUAAAGUAGGUGGAGAUUGUUAUUGGAAUGGCAAUAGUUGUGUUGAUAGAAUUUGUUCAAAUAUUAUCCAAACCACACAUGCUAAUUGUAAUGCUGUAUAUUAUCCAUGCACAGUUAAUAAUUUAGGAACUGCUUGUUAAUCACUAGCAACUAACUGUACAUCUUAUUUAAGCUAAGAAAAUUGUAAAAUAACAGAAAAAUAUGAAUAUUGUAUUUGGACUGGAUUCUCUUGCAGAAAUGCCACUUGUGCUGAUGCUCCAGAUUCUUCAUCAUAUGAUAGUGAUUCAGAAUGCUUUACUUACCCGACACCAAGUGAAAAAUGUACAGUCAUCUACAAAGUUGGAGGUUAAGGAUGUGUAAAAAAAUAGGCAAAUUGUUCAGAUUAUAAGACAUAAACCUAGUGCCAUAAAACUAUCACAAAUUUAACAGUUGAUGAUGAUUGUAAAUGGGUUAUUGAUAAAUGUUAUGAAUUAUCCAUUUUCACUUUUGGAACAUGCAGAUAAUUCAAGGGCACUUAGAGAAUGUGUCAAGAAUAUAAAGAUGGAUGUACAAAUAUAUCUAGUGCAGAAUCUUCAGUUACUUGUACCUUAGAUUGUAAUUUAAAAAGAGGAUCAGGUUUAACAUUUGCAGAUUGUUAAGCAUUAGAUUAUACAUGUUCAGUCAAAAAAGAUGGCUCUGGUUGUAUUUAUAUAUAAUCUACUUGUUUUGGAUAUGAAUCAUCAAUAAUAAAUUGUUUUAGAUCUAGUGCAAGUGGAAAUGCAGGAUAUUGUGUUAUGAAUGAUUUUUCAUAAUGUCAAUCUGUGAAUUAGGCCUCAGAAUGUAGAUAUGUAACUGGAUUAAUUGAUAUGGAUCAUCGUAAAUGUUAAUUAUAUCACUUUGAUUGUACAGCUUUAAAUGAUGGAACUGGAUGUUAGGAGUAUAAGAGAGCUUGCUCCGAUUAUGAAACUGCAAACAAUUGUUCUAUUUCUGCAUAAGGCAAAUGUUUCUUUGAUGGUAUCUAUUGUGUACGUUUUUCAAAUUGUGCUUCAAUUAUUGGAAUAGGAUUAAAUAAUAUUAUUUGUUCAACUUAUCACCCAGGUUGUACUGCAAAUGCUAAUGGAACAGCUUGUUAAGAAAAAAUGCCUGUUUGUGAUCUAUAUUUUAUGCAAAAUUCCUGUACUAUAUCAUAAGCUGUAGCAACAGCAGAUAAAUGUGUUUGGACUGGAACUUAAUGUAUUACAAUAACUAAUGUUGCUACUGAUUGUACUUAUGUUACUGGAUAUGAACUUACAGAUCCAAUAUGCGCCUCAUAUCACCCUGAUUGUACAGCAAAUAGAUAAGGAACAGCAUGCCAAGAGAGGCUAACCACUUGCGAAUAAUACAUAACAUAAUUUAAUUGUUCAACAUCAACAUUUUAUAAAUGUGUUUGGACAGGAAAUUAAUGUAUUCAUGUCACUAAUGUUGCUACAGAUUGUGCAUAUAUUACUGGAUCUAAACUUACAUAUCCAAUAUGCGCCUCAUAUCACCCUGAUUGUACAGCAAAUAGAUAAAGAACAGCAUGCCAAGAAAGGUUAACUACUUGCGAAUAAUACAUAACAUAAUUUAAUUGUUCAACAUCAACAGAUACAGUUACAUUUGAAUGCGUUUGGACUGGAAAUUAAUGUAUUCAUGUUACUAAUGUUGCUACUGAUUGUGCAUAUAUUACUGAAAAUGGACUUACAGAUACAAUAUGCGCCUCAUAUCACCCUGAUUGUACAGCAAAUAGAUAAGGAACAGCAUGCCAAGAGAAACUAACCACUUGUGAAUAUUACAUAACAUAUUUUAAUUGUUCAACAUCAACAUUUUAUAAAUGUGUUUGGACAGGAAAUUAAUGUAUUCAUGUCACUAAUGUUUCUACUGAUUGUGCAUAUAUUACUGGAUCUAAACUUACAGAUCCAAUAUGCGCCUCAUAUCACCCUGAUUGUACAGCAAAUAGAUAAGGAACAGCAUGCCAAGAGAAACUAGCCACUUGUGAAUAAUACAUAACAUAAUUUAAUUGUUCAACAUCAUCAUUUUAUAAAUGUGUUUGGACAGGAAAUUAAUGUAUUUCUGUUACUAACGUUGUUACUGAUUGUGUAUAUAUUACUGGAAAUGAACUUACAGAUACAUUAUGUGCCACAUAUCAUCCUGGUUGUACUAGUCUAAAAGAUGGUACUGGUUGUUAAGAAGCAAAACCGAAUUGUAAAGAUUAUACUUCAUUUAAUAAAUGCUUUUUAUAAACCACUGCUCUUCCUUCAUGUAUUUGGAUUGAUAACUCUUGCUAUCCCAUCACUGAUGCAAAUUGUAGUGUAAUAACAGGAUAUGGACUUGAUCAUGCUCAAUGCUAAGCCUACAGCACAGGUUGUACAUCAAUUUCAGAUGGAAGCAAAUGUUAAGAUUUUAAAUCAACUUGCGAAUAAUAUCCAGGUACAACUUUAGGAUGCACAAAAACAUAUCCUUAAAAAUGUUAUUUAUACGGUUCUUCUUGUAUCGCUAUUUAAAAUGUUGAGACUGAUUGCGCUAAAAUAACUGGGUCUGCUGGAGCUAUAACAUACGAAAUUUGCUAAUUGUAUAAUGUUGGUUGUAGUGCAAAUAGAGCAAGGAGUGCUUGUGUAUAAUUAUAAGCAUAAUGUUCAGGAUAUACAAGUGCAAUGACAAGUUGUUAUAAAUCAAGAGCUGGUUUAUGUAUUGCAAGUACAAAUACAGAUACUGCUUGUGUAGCUGCAUCAACUGCAACAACUUGUGAUGUAGUAUAUUUAGGAGCAGGAAAUUACAGCAGUGCAAAUUGUAAUGAAAUGAAGGCUGGAUGUACAAAUAAUGGAACAACUGCAUGUGUAGCAAAAACUUGUGUAAAUGCUGUGGUUACAUUUAAUCAUCCAAAUUGCAAUAAUUAUCUCAACACCUGUACUGUAAAUUCUGGAAACAGUGCAUGCCAAACUAUUGCAUCUAAAUGUGCAGAUUAAACUCAAGUUUCUUGUCAAUACUCAUUUGAAGGAGAAUGUGUAGUAGUAGGUACAUCAUGUGUUAGAAAGACUUGUGAUAAUGCAGCAAUUGAUGUUACUAGGGAUGAUGACAUUGAAUGUUCAACUUACUUGUAAUCUUGUACAGUAGCUAGAUUAGGAGGUUGCCAAGCCAGAGCAGCUUGCUCUUCUUAUAUAUCUUCCCUCUAAUGUAAAUUUAAUACUAGUGGUGGAAAAUGUUUCUGGAAUCCUACUUUAAGGAUUUGUGUUGAUUUGAAUUGUGUUAAUAUUGAAGCCACAACUUUAUUUGAUACUCAUAAUGAAUGUGUUGUUGUUGAUGAAAUACUUGCCUGUACAGUAAGAGCUAGAGAUGGAGCUGCAAUUUAAGGGUGUAUGGCUAGGGGAGCAUGCAGUUCAUAUACAAUUGAAGAACAAUGUAAAACAAAUGCAAGUGGUGAUCUUUGUGUUUGGAAUACAAAUGCUAAUUUACUAGCACCUGCUUGCUAAGAUAAGUCUUGUACCACUGCUUCAACAUCCACUACAACUCAUUAUGAUUGUUAUGCGUAUUAUGAAACUGCAACAGUAAAGUGUACUGUUUUUGCCACUCCAAGUAAUAGUGGUGGUAAUCCAAUUUUAGGAGGAUGUUAAUAGACUACUGAUUGUUCAAAUUAUAUUGAUAUAGAAUAGUGUUAAAUCAACGCUAAUGGAGAUCCAUGCGUAUGGAAUGGAACAUCAUGUGCUGAUAAAUCUUGUGCUACUGCUCCAAUAGAUUAUGAUGAUGAUACUAAAUGUAGAACUUACAUUACUAAUAAAUGUACAGUCUCAGAUUCUGGAUAUGGAUGUGUAGAUAUUCCUGUAACUUGUGAGACAAUGAAAUAGAAUUAAUGUUAUUAUAAUAAAGCUGGAGAUCCUUGCUAUUGGACAGGAAUAGAAUGUAUUAAAAGAUCAUGUGAAAAUGCUCCAGAUACUACAUUAACUGCAGAUGAUUGUAAUACAUAUUUAACUGGAUGUACUUUGGAUAAUAUAAAAUGUAAGACAAAAAUUUGUGAAGAUUUUGAAUUUGCUACAGAUUAUUUAUGUAAAUAAUCUAUUUCUACAUGCACAACAAAUGGAAAGAAUUGUGUUACAAGAGGAUCAUGUUUAUAGGCUUUAGAUAAAUCUGGAUGUAUUCUUUCAUCAUCAGGGGAAUAAUGUGAAUGGAUUCCUGAUGAUGACAUUAAUUCAGCAUAUUGUACUAUAAAGACUUGUUCAACAGCAUCAGAUUCUUUGAUAACAGAAGAAUAAUGUUAAUAAUAUUUUCGUAAUUGUACAACCAAAAAAGGUGGAGGAUGUGUUGAAAAAUCAAGUUGUGCUAAUGCUAAUGUUGAAAGUGCUUGCACAACUGCAUUUAAUGGUUAGAUAUGUGUAUGGGAUUCCAUUAAAUAAUUAUGUAGAGAUUACGAUUGUUAAGAUAUAGAUGGAACACUACAUGAUGCAUGUCAAUCAAGAAAAAGUGAUUGUACUGCAGGAAUUAAUGGAAGAUGUGCAAAAAUCUAAAAUUGUGAAUAAACUAAUGUUAGAGCUGCUUGUAUUGUAGGAUUAAAUGGACCAUGUUUAUGGAUAGAUCAAUAUCUAAAUUAAGAUGGUUCUAAAGGGGCUUGUUUCUAAUAUACUUCUUGUUAAAGUUUAAGUUGGAAAACUGAUUAAUAAUGUAAAUAAAUAAAUGAUCAAUGUACAACUGAUGGAUCAAAGUGUGUAGCAAUUACUUUAUGUUCAGAAACCAAUAUUAAUGGAGGUUGUGUCACAGGAUAUGAUGGACUUUGUGUAUAAUCAGUACUAGAACUAAAUUCUCUAGAGCCAGCUGUGUGUUAACCAUAUAAAUCUUGUGAGAAAGUUUUCUACAUAACUCAUGAAUAAUGUUAAUAAGCUAAUGGGAAUUGUACUUCAAAUGGAAAAACUGGUUGCAUAGAUUUAACUGAAUGUUCAUCAUAUUAAUCUUAACUUGGAUGUGUUAUAAAUAAAACUGGUCUUAUUGUUUAAUCUGGAAUUGUAAAGUCAACUGGACUAUGUACUUGGGAUGCAAAAAAUAAUUAGUGUAGAGAUUAAGAUUGUUCUGAUUAUAUCAGAACCACCCAUCGAGAAUGCUUUGAAAUAUUAUCAAUCUGUACUUCAAAUGGAGAAACUUGUAUUAAACAAGAAGUAUGCUCAUCUUACAGCACUUAAGUUGCUUGUGAAACUGCUGUUGGCUCUGAUGGUAUUUGCUUUUGGGAAUAAGCAUCAUUAAAAAAUAAUAAUAAUGCCAAAUGUAGAUUACUUAUUUGUCAAGAUAUUCAAAACAGCUUAUCAAAUAAUGUAUGUUUAGCUUCUUUGCUUUCUUGUGUCAUAGACAAUAGUAAUAUUUGUAUUCCCAAAGCAAAUUGUUCUACAUAUACUUCUAAGUCAGCUUGUAACUAUGGAGGAUUAGAUGGAAUUUGUAUUUUCAAAUAAUAAACUGGUAUAGAUUCUAUUUCUGGAAUUGGAACAUGUACUUUAAUGAGAGACUGUAGUGCAGCCAAUGAUGAUUAGAAUGCCUGUUAAGCAGCAAAAGAUAGAUGCUUAUGGAUACCAGAAUUGAUAAUAUAAGGUCUUGUUACUCCAAGUAAAUGUUCUGCUCUCGAUUGUACUUUAAAUUGGGCAAAAAAUGGUUAUUGCAAUAGAAUUUUAAAUUGGGAUUAAACAUCCUAGUAAAUAUGUAAACUUACUAAUGGAACUUGUGUUGCCAUAAAUCCUAUUACUCUUUCAUCUAGUGAGUGUUUAAAGAUUUCUGGUUAUACAUACACUUGGAAUGCAUCUAAAAAUUAAUGCUAGGUUUGUAAACAACCAAAGCCAAACUCUAGCCAAAAUAAUGAUACAGAGGAAGAAGAAAAGAAUGAAAAUACAGAAUCAACAUCUUCUAACUAAAUUUUAAGUAUAAUUGGAAUAAUGGUAAUAGAUUAUCUAAUAUCGUGA